AUAUUUCCACAUGUUUUUCAUAUACAAUUUUAGAUUUGAAAAGAAGAUUCUAGAUCAUCCUUUCCCCCUUAAAUUACGUUGAGAAAGUUGAUUAAAAAACUCAUUCUCAAGGUCCAAAGUAAAAUUUACCCUACUUUUGUAAACUUAAGAAUUUUGGCCUUUCGUUAUCUCAUCCAUCUGCAAUUUUACAAAAUUACUCUUAUUUCUUCUUCUUCUUCUUCCUCUAGUAUUCUUUUUCUCCGGUGUGACCAACAUCAACAAGACCACCACCAGCUCCGAUGAAUCUAUACGAGCAGCUCCGAUCGUCAUUGUCUUCUUCUUCUCUCCCUCUUUUCAAAUUACAUUGCAGAACAAGACCAAAGAGCGAGAUUGUGAGAGAAAGGGAGAGAAGAGAGCAAUCUGUGAGAGGAAAGGGACUGCAAGAGCAAGAACGCCCAUUCCAUGUGUACAAAUUUCAUUUUUGAUAAUUUCACAGAAUUUGACGUUAGAACAUGGUUAAAAAAAAACAAAAAACAAAAAACAAAGUGGGACAAAUCUCAUUUUUUUCCCAAAAUUUAGAUCAUCCAUCCAAUAAACUCAAUUGCCUCUCACAAUUUUGCUACAAAAUAAAGUAAAAAAGUGUUACCAUUUAUUUUAAAUCUUAAAAUUUAUAGAACUUAAACUGCCCUUCUAUGGAAAAUUUCACUUCAAUGUCUAAUAGUUAAAUUAAGGAGGACAAUCAGUGAGUAUGACUCUCCAAGCUCGUUCGAUUCAUACCACUUGUUUUUGUUUGUUUGUUUUUGUUUUUCUUUAUUUUUUAGACAAGGAAAAUUUUACUGAUUAGAACUAACAAGUCCAUGGGCAACAACAGAACAAUCAAGUUUGUAAGCCUCUAACAACCGAACCAACUAGGAAAGUCAAUAUAUAAUGCACAAAUGAAUUAGCACACCGAAGAAUUGAUACAACUUUGUUCAAUGUAAACACAUCACAAAGAAAGUUGCAUAGCACCAUAAAUUUAACUAUUUUAUACAACUUUUAUAUUCUCCAAUGAAGUAAUAGUUAACUCACUUCUAAGAUAAUCAGUUACAUCAUCCCUUUUUCCUUUUAAUAAUGACAAGUAAGAAUUCUUCCAUCUAUUGAGAACCUUUAAUUUGAAGAAAGUGAAGCCAAACCUACCAUAUUGUAAAUAUUUUGGUCUACAUUAGCAUUAUCUAUAAGUUUUGUUAACAUAUUCAUCUCUCUUUCUUUUUAAUUAAUUUUUUUUAAGGAUGUUGUUGCUUUUAUUUGAUCACUUACCAUAUAAAGUAAGUAAAAGACUAAAUUUGACUAUUUGAAAGAUGUACAACUACAACUAUAAUUGGAAUGAACCCAAAAUACAAGAACCAAAGUACUAUGUCAAUUAAGGCCAUUACUGACUAAAGUGAGGGAAGGAAAGGCAUUGUAAACUUAAAAAACCAUAUGAACCAACCUAGGACAUCAAAUCUUACCCAGACAAAGCUUUUGGCUGGAGCAUUUGCCACUGGUUCAAAACCAAAGUGACAGCUUACUUUAACUUUUGAAGCUGAAAGAAAGAAGGGGGGGAAAAUGGAAGAGUAAUAGAAAGAUUUUGUGCUCAGAAUCAGCAUUUAUUUAUAUUGUCUAAUCUUUGAUUAGUCAGGGAUCAGGUACCAUUACAGGGUAAUUUUUGUCUCUGUUCAUUUCUUCUCAAUUAAUAAUGCAAUCCCAUUUUCUUCUAAUUAUUAUCUAGCCCAUCUCACCCUCUUUAAGCUUUAUGUAUAAUAUACCCAUCUUUUGCUGUUAAUUUUCUUGUCCAUAUUCUAAUUCUACUAAAAAUCUCUCUUUUACUUCUAUUCAAAUACCCCCACCUCCCCUCUAUAAUCUUCUUCCUCCUCUCUUGUUUGGCCACCAGAAGAAAAUUCUUUCUGGGAGUUCUCAGUUUCUAACAGGGGGCUUGGGUUUUCAGUUCUUUUGAUGUUUUAUCCUGGUUUCUCUCAGAAGGUCCGCCAUGGGAAACCAAGCUUUUUGCAGCCAUGGAUACUAUUCUUUGACCUUCUCUUGUAUUUUAGUUUCUUGAGUGAGUAGUAAGAUGCUUUGAAACUUCUUUAGAAUCCUAAAAGCUGUUUGAUUUAACUCUCAAAGAAUCAUCAUUAAUCGUCCUUUCUAGUCGAAGGCAGAUCAGGAAGAAUCAAAGCAAAGCCCCUUUUUUACAAUUGAGCUUUGAUUAAGGUCCGGAGAAGAAAGAGCUAGAAGGUGGGAACAGAGAACACAAGGAUUUGAUUGGUACAUGAGCGGAUAUGAAUUGUCUACUUUCAAUCUCGCUUGUGAUCACUCUUCAAAGAAUUAUAGGGUUCUGAAUUAUCAAGUUUCACUGUGGAAUUUCAUCAAACAGGUUCAAGAUCUAAAAGUAAAAUUACCUGACAGAAUCAGUCCUGUUGUUGUUUUGAAGUAAUUAGCAUCUCCUAUGACGAUGGAGUCCAAUCAUCACCGUCCCCGUCCCCACCGCCUCCUCCUCGACGCCGACACCACGGCGGCGCCGUCCAAUGGAAGCAGAACGCGAAAUUCAUAUAGCAACGAAGCCAAUUUCGACACGAACAUGGUGAUAAUUCUUGCUGCGUUACUCUGCGCCCUGAUUUUCGCUUUAGGACUGAAUUCGAUUGUCCGUUGCGCACUUCGCUGUAGCCGGCGGUUCGCCUUCGAGACAGGCGGCGGCACAGCCUCGCGCCUCGCCGCUACAGGGCUGAAGAAAAGCGCAUUACGCCAAAUUCCAGUCGCCGUAUACGGGUCGGAAUCGGGUCUAAAGAUACGAGAAACGGAUUGCCCUAUUUGCCUCGGAGAUUUCAUCGCCGGUGAGAAAAUCAAAGUACUCCCCAAAUGUAACCAUGGAUUUCACGUUCGAUGUAUCGAUACCUGGUUGGCUUCCCACUCGUCGUGUCCGACAUGUCGUCAAUCACUGCUCGAACAACAGUCGGCUUCUGAAUCGGCGGAAGCUGAAGCCGGUAACCCACCCGCCGGAAAUUCAUCGGCUAGCGGCCAAGGAAGAGAAGCAGAUAUGUCAAACUCAAUCGGUAUACUCAAUGCUCGAUGGCAUGCUCGGAAGAUAAGCAGAUAUGCCAAACUCAACCGGCAUAAUCGAUGCUCGAUGACAUACUCGAUGCUUGAUGGCAUGCUCGAUGGUACUCGGCGCUUGAUGGUACUCAAUGGUUUUUUGUUCGAUUCAGCCCAAUUUUGAGCAAUGGAGGUCCGGUUCGGGUCCAGAUUCAGGGCGAUUCAAGCGAUCCAAAAGUGUUUUAGAUCCAGUUUUGGUUAUUAUUGUAAUAAUUAGACCUUUGUUUGUUUGAGAAUGUCAAAACUAAACCAUAUCAGU
This is a messenger RNA of Benincasa hispida (wax gourd), 3343 nucleotides long. RefSeq names its product RING-H2 finger protein ATL74-like. Gene Ontology annotation, biological process: protein ubiquitination. The record is from RefSeq and is a predicted model, not a curated record. Gene Ontology annotation, molecular function: transferase activity. Lineage: Eukaryota; Viridiplantae; Streptophyta; Magnoliopsida; Cucurbitales; Cucurbitaceae.